UUUAAAACGAGGAAGUGAAACCAAAAUAUGAGCCGCCAGCAGAGGAGGUGUGAGGUUUGCAGUCGGCCAGUUUGUUACCUGUCUGCGUGCAUGGCAGCCGAGAAGAGACUGCACGGUUUCCCCUCCUGAUUCAGUACGUACCAACAGUUGCUUCUGUCCACAGUCGGCCGCGGCUGCCUCGGAGGGAGAAACGUUACAGCGGCGGAUUUAUUUCUGAUGUGGUCAAGCCAGAGAAAACUAUCCACGACUACGACUGGCUUGUUAAUUGGUUUUUCAACAACUGUCUUAAGACGCGUUGCACAAUAUCUGGGACAUCUGGACGUUAAGAUGUUUCGCGCAGAAUAGAGGACUUUGGGAGACGAACGUCGCCACUGGACAGUGACAGGACCUCAGAAAGCACACCGCGAGGGAUAUACUGCAGUUAGUAGAGUAAAAUAAAACAAACAAUUGCGCAGUUGCACACAAACUCAUGUUUAAUAAUAAUGGUAAUUAUUUAAUAAUUUAUUAAAUUAGACCGAUGUGUUCACACCAGUGAAAAAGAGAAAGAAACCACAAGUUGCUUUACUUGAACGCAAUCUCAAAGAAACUACACACCGGAAGUACUAGGUGUUGUGGUGUCUAGCUUCACUAAGGUCAUGUUCAUCGGAUUGUCUGUGUGUGCCGGAGCUGUGCGGAUCUUCAUCUUCUUAACUAAAUAAUAAUGGAGCUCGUGCAACGUCCCUGCAGCACACGCGCCGCGUCUCUCCGUGUUAGCCCACCUUUUGCAUCCGGCAGGUAGCCACCGGGCGGGUGGUGGCUCAGCGGCAUGCGGUCUGAUGUGGAGUACAGCCCGGUGGGAGAGGGGCCGAGUCCGCGGGACUUCUGGCUGUACGUGUGGCUGCGGAGGGCGGCGGUGAUAGCGGCUCAUGUCACCGGCCUGGGCCUGACCCUCAUCAUCUCCGUGCUGUCCAGACCCGGAACCAGUCUGUUUUCUUGGCAUCCAAUGUGCAUGUCGGUUGCAUACUGCCUGUGUAUGACUGAAGGCAUCCUUCUCUUCUCGGCUGAAGGAUCUCCUUUCUGCUUCAAAUCUCGGCAGGGUAAAGUUCGUCUCCACUGGUUCUGUCAGGCUCUGGUCCUGAUAGCUGCGGCCACUGGGCUCGGCUUCAUGGUGGCCAGCAAGAAUGUGUCCGAGCUCCCCCACCUCGUCACCUGGCACAGUUUGCUUGGCGUUUGCACCCUGGCUGCCACCGUGCUUCAAGCGGCUUGCGGUAUCUGUGCGGUCUUCCCUAAGCUACUGCGUCCCUCCUCCUCCCCACCGAGGCUGAAGCUGUACCACGCCACCUGCGGUCUGGUGGUCUACCUGUUGGCCACAGUGACCGUGGUGUCUGCCAUGUUUUCCGAUUGGUUUCAGGCUACGGUGAAAGGGUUGGCGUGGUGGGCCUUCCUCCUGCUGCCCAUCUUCCCUGCCCUGGUGGUGAUGAACCAGAUCACUAAUGCCUACCUGACUCGGAAGAAGGUCACCAGCUAGGAAGCAUAUAGCAUAAGGCAGACUCGCUUUAUCAACUCAGUGGCCAUAUUGGAUUUAUUUUGUUCUCACAGGCCCAGAGAAUCCGGUGGAAGCAAGAGUCUUCCGCUAAAGCAGCAUUUGAAGAUAAAAGGGAGAGAGACCGACACAAUAUCUACACAGAAAAGCAAAGUUUAAAGCCUGGAAUUUAGUUUUACUGCUUUCCAAGAUCUCUGUCAGUUACAGGAGCCAGAAAAUUCCAAAGGGGCAGAGCCCAGGUGAAGACGAGAUUAGAUAUGCAAUUUGCAUUUGCGCUCACUAAUGAUCCUUUUCUACCCUCAAAUUAUUUAUUUGUGCUCUCCACUUUCUCCACUUAAAUGUGUGAAGUCAUUGUGGCAGAAGGAACUGAAGCUACAGUUUGUUGUAUCUAGUGCAAAAAUGUUAGCGGCAGGCUAGCAGCUUUAUUUUAGUGUGGGGGAGUUAUCUGAUUUAUUCUGCCUAGAGUAAUGAAAGAAGUAAUAAUACACAUGUUGGGCAUACGUUAUUAAUUGUAUUGUGUGCACAUAUUUUAAAAAAAUGUUACCCCUGAUAGCUCCUGCACACUUCAAUACAGAACUGCAGCUUAAAGUAACAUAGGAGAAACCAAGAGACGGCUAGAUUUUUAAAGUAUCCAACUGGAAAAAUCCAAACCCCCUCCCAUCAGGACUCCCUCCAAAACCACUCCCACAAAACACAUUUUAAUUCUCAAUGUAUACACGCAGAGUGUGUGCAGGUAGACGGACAGGUAAGCAGGCCAAUCAUUUCAUUCGAACGAAAUGAUUGGAUGUGCUACUGUGUAUAUAUGUUUCUUUUUUUUUAAAAAACAUUUGACCAUGUGAUGAGAAUUUCAACAGAUAUAACAACAAAUGCUUUUUAAGUAAAUUGCUGACUCCAGCUUUAAAGCACUCUGACAUCUGUGGCUCCUAACAUAAAGGAAUUUUCAACAACACUAUAUGGUUUGGCUUGCCAAAUGUAAACACACAUGAAAGACAGGACAGCAGGGUACGGCUAUCCUGACAAACCACUAGAGAGAAUCCCAUCAUGCACUCUGUGCCUCUCUCGAGGAAUAUUUCUGUUACAAAUGCAGCGAAAGUGCAUGUACACUGGUUUCUGCAGGGAUAUGAAGCAGCUACUACUUGUCGUGUGAUGACACAGCUUCAGCAAUGGAAGUGUUGCGGAUGACGACAUACCCGCCCGUAAAUUCUAUUUAUUUAUCCAUUUGUGAUGUUUGUGUUGUGUUUCACAAAGCUUUACGAAGCUUCUUUUAGCUUGUUGUUUGGUUGUCUGGUACAUCUACUCUUUAGUCUCACACCUAUAAUCAACCCAAGCAGAAAAUCUCUGAUAAACCCACUGUACACCACACGCGCUGCACCAAACAGCAGCCAGACAUUUUGCUCAGCGCUCGGUGGACACCAGAGCUUAAAGGAGUAAUGUUGGACUACUACUUGUCAGGUGAACACUACUCCUAAAUGAAUGCUAACGUGAAAGCAUUGUCACUGCUGUCAGGGACUGGUUAGGUUACAAGAAUGACAGCAUUGAAGAGUGACACAUGUAACCUGAUUUAUGAGCUACUGUUCACUUUUGUCACGGGGCUCCUUUCUGUCUUCUAAGCACUUCCUUGCUAGUCAUGCUCUUUGUGCUCUAUUUGCUUUUACAAUCACAAGGGAAAAAGAACACGCACCAAAGGCACAAGCUUCCUCCCAGCAAAGAUGCCAUGGUCAGUCCCAACAGAAGAAGGCAAAUGAAACCGCUCCAAUCAUGCUUGAGCUUUACGUUCUGUCCAGUCCACUCAAGACCUCUGCAAAACAGUCAGUUCAGCAAUGCUAUUACGAGCCAAGGUAAAAAAAACAACAAAAAAAAACAAAUCAAUACCAUGUCUCAAUAAACCAGCUUCCUUAUAAAGGAAUAUCAAGGGCUUUGGUUCUUCUGGAGUUGUCUUCCUAGGCAGACAGGAUGACAGUCUGCAGUAUAUUGCCCCAAACAAGUACCACCAAUUCAAAUCUCAUCAAACUAUGUAAUUUUUACCUACGUAUCUUCAGCCAUUUUAGACCAUCAGAGUAAUUGUGUGAUACUGUGCACAAAGCUUGUUGGGAAGGCUACACCGCAUAGGAGCAAAUACUGCCCGACAGGCUGAAUUUAGGGCAAAUAAAAGUCUGUCGGAGCUGGCGCAAACAGGUUGCUUUGUAGUUUUCCAGAAAAGCAGCAGGUUCUGUUUUUUUCAGGCCACAAUAAUCAGGCCGACGGCUCCCUGAGACCUGCGCGAUGGAUGAAUGUGGAGUAUUUUUAAAUGGUGUGAGAGAACCUGAUGCACAAAGACCUACUGGAUGUACAUGUACUGAUCCUCCAGCACCUUGCCUCAAUCUCUUUGUCUUAUUCGCUACUAGGAGGCUUAUGCAAAUACAACAU
Molecule: messenger RNA, 3928 nt
Organism: Micropterus salmoides (largemouth bass)
Lineage: Eukaryota; Metazoa; Chordata; Actinopteri; Centrarchiformes; Centrarchidae
Gene: cyb561d1
Product: cytochrome b561 domain-containing protein 1
Exons: 3
Coding region: 806-1507 (233 amino acids)
Biological process (GO): respiratory electron transport chain
Cellular component (GO): membrane
Molecular function (GO): transmembrane monodehydroascorbate reductase activity
Source: RefSeq, a predicted model, not a curated record